GUAGCCUAUCAAUAACAUCAUCCCCUUCACCAACCCAUCCUCUUCUCCUUCUUCUCUGUCCCCAUCAAACUUCUUUCCCUUUCUCUCUCUAUAUAUACCUCUCUCUCUCUAUACGUUCCCAUACAAAUACACACUCACAACCCCACCUUUUUCAUCUUUUGUUUUCCUUCAAACAUGGCUAACUUUUCCGGAUCUUCGUUCGCUCUCUGUUUUCUGCUUUUUUGCUAUGUGGGUUUGUCUUUUGCCGUCGAUAUGUCCAUUAUCGACUACGAUCAGAAACAUGGAAUGGCGGUUCCUUCUUCCUCCUCCGAAAGGACCGAGAAGGAGAUGAGAGUUAUGUACGAGUCUUGGCUUGUUAAGCACGCCAAGGCUUACAAUGCCUUGGGAGAGAAAGAGAAGCGUUUCGAGAUCUUCAAGGAUAAUCUCAGGUUUAUUGACGAGCAUAAUAAGGAGAAUCGGAGUUAUAAGGUCGGUUUGAAUAGGUUCGCCGAUCUGACCAAUGAGGAGUAUAGGUCUAUGUAUUUGGGUGCGAAGAUGGACCGGAAGGCUCGGCUUUCCGGCGAGAAGAAGAGCGACCGGUAUGCUUACCGUGUCGGCGAUCAGUUGCCGGAGUCUGUCGAUUGGAGAGAAAAAGGAGCCAUUGUUUCGGUUAAAGAUCAAGGACAAUGCGGGAGUUGCUGGGCUUUCUCAACCAUUGGUGCAGUUGAAGGGAUAAAUCAAAUUGUAACUGGUGAACUGAUCUCUUUGUCAGAGCAGGAACUUGUUGAUUGUGAUGUUUCUUAUAACCAGGGCUGCAAUGGUGGUCUUAUGGACUAUGCCUUCCAAUUUAUCAUCAACAAUGGUGGUAUUGACACUGAAGAAGAUUAUCCAUACAAGGCUCUUGAUGGCACUUGUGACCCAAACAGGAAGAAUGCUCAUGUUGUGACCAUUGAUGGUUAUGAAGAUGUGCCAGAGAAUGAUGAGAAAUCCUUGAAGAAAGCUGUGGCCAAUCAACCUGUUAGUGUUGCCAUUGAGGCUGGUGGCCGGGAUUUCCAACUCUACCAAUCGGGUGUCUUUACUGGACACUGUGGAACACAACUAGACCACGGUGUGGUUGCUGUUGGGUAUGGUACCGAAAACGGUGUUGAUUACUGGAUUGUGAGGAACUCAUGGGGAUCCAGCUGGGGUGAGAAUGGAUACAUCAGGCUGCAGCGCAAUGUCCCCGGCACCAAAACGGGCAAGUGUGGAAUUGCCAUAGAGCCAUCAUAUCCAACCAAGAAGGGUCAGAACCCUCCUAAGCCUGAUCCAUCUCCACCAUCUCCUCCUGUAAAACCCCCAACUGUUUGUGAUGAUUAUUAUUCAUGCCCUGAGGGAAGCACUUGCUGCUGCGUCUACCAGUAUGGUGAUUACUGCUUUGGAUGGGGAUGCUGCCCCCUUGAGUCUGCAACCUGCUGUGAUGACCACUACAGCUGCUGCCCCCAUGACUAUCCUGUAUGCGACCUCGAUGCCGGAACUUGCCGAUUGAGCAAGGACAACCCAUUUGGAGUCAAAGCACUGAGAAGAGCUCCAGCUAGAAGUAUUAGAACCCACCAGCAUGCUGGUAAGAUCAUCGUUGCUUGAAAAAUCCUUAGGGUCGAAUUGGGUGGUUUGGAAGAGGAAACUGAGUUUCAUGGGAAAGAAUGAUGGCUGGUUAGAUACAAAACCACACCCAAUGGGAGGUGUGCAAAGUGAAGGACAUGAAUUUGUUAUUCACAAGAAGGAUUAUUUGGUGUACCCCUUGUUUAUUUCCUGGGAGUCAAAAUGUCUUUUAAAUUUAUGGUGAAUUAUUGUAGAUAACAGAACUAUUUUACCAAGCAGAAACUAUUUGAAUUUCCUUGUUAAUCUAUUUCUCACCAUAAAUUGUAUAUAUGGGCAAUUGGUUCUCUUUGUUGACGUGGAUUGUUGCAUUUUGUUUGUGGGUGAAAUUUCAGGCUAUUAACUGUUUGUCAAACUUUAAUGGUGGAAUAAAUUCUGAUAGCAAUUA
Molecule: messenger RNA, 2002 nt
Organism: Ziziphus jujuba (common jujube)
Lineage: Eukaryota; Viridiplantae; Streptophyta; Magnoliopsida; Rosales; Rhamnaceae
Product: cysteine proteinase mucunain
Exons: 5
Coding region: 175-1599 (474 amino acids)
Cellular component (GO): lysosome
Molecular function (GO): cysteine-type endopeptidase activity
Source: RefSeq, a predicted model, not a curated record